Molecule: messenger RNA, 2006 nt
Organism: Carassius auratus (goldfish)
Lineage: Eukaryota; Metazoa; Chordata; Actinopteri; Cypriniformes; Cyprinidae
Product: alpha-2-macroglobulin receptor-associated protein-like
Exons: 8
Coding region: 106-1143 (345 amino acids)
Biological process (GO): negative regulation of receptor internalization; negative regulation of very-low-density lipoprotein particle clearance
Cellular component (GO): endoplasmic reticulum; rough endoplasmic reticulum lumen; endomembrane system
Molecular function (GO): low-density lipoprotein particle receptor binding; lipase binding; very-low-density lipoprotein particle receptor binding
Source: RefSeq, a predicted model, not a curated record
ACGUCAUAUGAUUCUCGUAGCGCUUCCUGAAUAGCGCCGCAGAUGCCAUAGAAAACACUUCACACUUUCAUACCUUUUGUAACUGAGCUUGUGUCAGAAACGAAAAUGCAGAUUCUGAUUUGGCUUUCUUUGUUUGCUGUCGGAGCAAUGGGUGGGAAGUACUCGCAAGAAAUGAAUGAACAAAAGGCAUCUGAUAAAAACAACAACCAGGUGGAAUUCAGGAUUGCCAAACUAAAUCAGGUUUGGGAAAAGGCGAUACGAAUGCAGCUUGCACCGGUGAGACUCUCAGAACUCCACAGUGACCUGAAGAUCCAAGAGAAAGAUGAACUUCAGUGGAAAAAACUGAAAGCAGAAGGGAUGGAUGAGGAUGGAGAGAGAGAAGCCAAGCUCAGACGCAAUUUUAAUAUUAUUUUAGCAAAGUAUGGAAUGGAUGGGAAAAAAGACACCCGGACACUGGACAGCAACAGACUGAAAGAUCAUGAUGUUAAAGAGGGAGACACAUUUGAAGACCCAAGGCUGGACAAGCUGUGGAACAAGGCUAAGACUUCUGGAAAGUUCUCUGACGAGGAGCUCCAGACCUUGCAGAGAGAAUUCCGGCACCACAAAGACAAAAUCAAUGAGUACAACAUUGUCAUGGACACUGUCAGCCGGACAGAAGAGAUCCAUAAGAAUGUAAUCAGUCCUCUGGAGGGUGACAUGAAGGACGAUGUUCUCCAUCAGAAACACGCAGAUCUGAAGCAGAGGAUGAGGUACCUUAACCAGGGCUUUGAACGACUCCGCAAGAUCACCCAUGAGGGUUACAGUGCUGACAGUGAAUUUAAGGAGCCACGAGUCAUCGAACUUUGGGAGAUGGCAAAAAGAUCGAAUCUCAGUGAAGAUGAACUUGACUCUCUUAAAGAAGAACUUAGACACUUUGAAACAAAGGUGGAGAAGCACCAGCACUAUCAGGAGCAGCUGGAACUGUCUCAUCAGAAGCUGAAGCAUGUGGAGGCCCUGGGAGACGAAGAUCACAUCAUGAGAAACAAAGAGAAAUACAACACUCUUGCUGAGAAAGCGCGAGAAAUGGGUUACAAGAUGAAGAAACACUUGCAGGACUUGACGAAUAAGAUUUCCCGAAAUGGAUUGCAACACAAUGAACUCUGAAUACCAUUUUUGUAAUGAUGACAGCACUACUGUUAGCUAGAACUGGUCAGAGGUCACACAUGCUGUAUUCCAAAAUAUUAGCCAACACAGAUGGGCCAGGGUUAUAAAGGUAGGGCAUUUUGUACGUGAAAUUAACAUUUUCAUUGGGAAGCCAGACUACAUGAUCGUUUUAUUUUAAACAGUACUGAGCAGUGAUGACUUCUGCUUUUGUUGGUUAUUUCCCGUUUUCUUUGUGAAGCGAAUGGCUACAAGCUGAUUUAGCCAAAACGCGGUUGCAUGUUGUUCACAUAGUACUAUUAAUUUUGCACAUUGUUGUGGCUUAAUUAUUUAACACAAGUUGCUAAACAACAAAUGCACAAAGAAAUAUGUGUAGCAUCCCACAAAAACUGGGUGCAAAAUAAUUCAACAUUCCUCCACAACAUGAGCACAGAGAAUAACCUGACACAUAAAAAAAAAAGCUCUCUAGGGUUUUCAGUAUGAACAGUUCCUAAUCAGUAAUUCUGGUUUGGCAAGGCAGACCUCGAGUCCACUAUGAUAUUGACUGGAUCUCUAAAUAGCACUGGAUACAAAGCCCAUCACCGUGAUUGACAGUGUGUUCCCAAGGUAGACUUCAACAUCCUCACUGUUUAAACAGUUCCAUCAGUUACACGUUUGAGAUUUGUCAUAGAAAUUCUAAUAUAAAUUUGCACUAAUUCUUUCUAAUUGUACUGUUAUCACUAACUAGUAUGUGAUUUAAAAUCCUCAUAUUCAUAAAAAUAUGGUAAUCCAGCAUUGUAAUUAAUUAUCAUGAAUUAUCAUUUGUACAAGUCCACAUUCUGCUCAUUUCAUGGUACACUUUUCAUAAUAAAACAAACUUCCAAAGC